This is a messenger RNA of Xiphophorus couchianus (Monterrey platyfish), 3944 nucleotides long. RefSeq names its product EH-domain containing 2b (gene ehd2b). Gene Ontology annotation, cellular component: plasma membrane; cytoplasm. The transcript has 7 exons. Gene Ontology annotation, molecular function: calcium ion binding; protein binding; GTP binding. Gene Ontology annotation, biological process: endosomal transport; endocytosis. NCBI's taxonomy places the organism in Eukaryota, Metazoa, Chordata, Actinopteri, Cyprinodontiformes, Poeciliidae. The record is from RefSeq and is a predicted model, not a curated record. Bases 467 to 2107 code for a protein of 546 amino acids.
UGGUCACUCCUCUGCAGAACGUUGGCGCUCAGUGCCCAGGCAUCCCUGCAAAAGGAGGAGGGUCUGUCAAACUCAAACAAGCAAAGGGAGAGAAAAAAUUUCCCCCAGUGAGUGUUUGCCUCGUGUUUUUCCAGCCAGCAGAUCCAGAGCUCAUCUGAAAUGUAUUAAACCCUGGAGAAAGAAGGAUCCUCUGUAAUCUAGCCGACGCUCCGCAGAGGGAUCCUACUUGCUGCAGGAGGCAUACGUGUAGCAGCGGCUCUUCUGUCUCACUCUCAGGGCAAAUCAAGGUGUUUUGGGAAGAAUCCUCGUCGACUUGGGGUCAAAGGUCGUCAUUGUUGGAGCUACUUCUUCAGUCCUAUCAUUCCCCACGGUGCGUACCGAAUCCAUCUCAAGCACAAAGUGAGCAGCUUUCAGGUAAACACAGGAAGCACCUGUAGGCUCACACAGGAAUUACAAGCGUCAGAAAAUGUCUCGCUGGGGGCGUAAAAACGUGAAGAAGGCGCCUGAGGUGAUCCGCACGGUGACAGAGGGCCUGAAGUCUCUGUACCGCAAGAAGCUGCUGCCUCUGGAGCAGUACUAUGGUUUCCAUGACUUCCACUCCCUCAGCCUGGAGGACGCCGACUUUGACAACAAGCCCAUGGUUCUGGUCGUGGGUCAGUACUCCACUGGAAAAACUACGUUCAUCAAGUAUCUGCUGGAGCAGGAUAUUCCCGGGAGCAGAGUGGGCCCUGAACCCACCACGGACUGCUUCACUGCCAUCAUGCACGGGGAGGUGGAGGGCGUCAUCCCCGGGAACGCCCUCAUCGUCGACCCCAACAAGCCGUUCCGAAAACUCAACCCCUUCGGAAACACCUUCCUCAACAGAUUCCAGUGCGCCCAGAUGCCCAACCAGGUCCUGGAGAGCAUCAGCAUCAUUGACACCCCAGGGAUCCUGUCCGGCGCCAAGCAGAGAGUGAGCCGAGGUGAGCGGGGUGACAAAGGUUACGACUUCCCGGCGGUGCUGCGCUGGUUUGCGGAGCGCGUGGACCGCAUCAUCCUGCUGUUCGACGCCCACAAACUGGAGAUCUCGGAUGAGUUCUCGGAGGCCAUCGGCGCCCUGAAGGGCAACGAGGACAAGCUGCGGGUGGUGCUGAACAAGGCCGACAUGGUGGGCACCCAGCAGCUGAUGCGGGUCUACGGGGCGCUCAUGUGGUCCCUGGGGAAGGUGUUCGGCACCCCGGAGGUCCUGCGCGUCUACAUCGGCUCCUUCUGGUCGGAGCCGCUGCUGGUGCCUGAUAACAGGAAGCUGUUUGAGCUGGAGGAGGAGGAUCUGUUCGCCGACAUCCAAAACCUCCCUCGCAACGCAGCUCUACGCAAACUCAACGACCUGGUGAAGAGGGCGCGUCUGGUCAGGGUUCAUGCUCAUAUCAUCAGCUACCUGAAGCAGGAGAUGCCGUCUGUCUUCAGGAAGGACAACAAGAAGAAGCAUCUCAUCCAUGAGCUGCCAGUGAUCUUCUCUAAGAUCCAGCUGCAGCACAACAUUUCUGCAGGAGACUUCCCCGACUGCGCCAAGAUGCAGGAACAACUGAUGGCUCACGAUUUCACCAAGUUCAAAAGCUUGAAGCCGAACCUGAUGGCGGCGCUGGACGAGCUGCUGUCCUGCGACAUCGCCAAGCUGAUGCCGCUGCUGCGCCAGGAGGAGCUGGAAGCCGGAGACCAGCCCGGCGUCCAGGGCGGCGCCUUCCUGGGGACCCGGGCCGGGCCCUUCACAGAGGGCGACCCGUUCGCUGAGCAGAACGGCGAGGAACGCGAGGAAGAGGAGGACUGGGUGGUGACCAAAGACAAGCCCAAGUACGACGAAAUCUUCUACAACUUGGCGCCCAACGAGGGCAAGCUGAGCGGCACCAAGGCCAAGGACUGGAUGGUGAGCACGCGCCUGCCCAACUCGGUGCUGGGCCGCAUCUGGAAGCUGUCGGACGUGGACCGCGACGGCAUGCUGGACGACGAGGAGUUCGCCCUGGCCAGCCAUCUGAUCGAGGUGAAGCUGGAGGGCCACGGUCUUCCUCCAGAGCUGCCCAGCCGGCUCAUCCCGCCGUCCAAACGCAGGCAGAAGGGAUCGGAUGCUUAGAAACGCACCAGCAGCCCGACGGAUCCCGCUGCUGACGCCGUUUGGCUACUGUUUGUGUUUGGUCGUAGCUACGACGAAGUCGGGGCCUCGCUAGGAAAAUAAAAAUAUAUUAUUACGGGAAUAAAGUCAUAAAAAAGUCACUUUAUUCUAGAAAUAUUUCGACUUUAGUCUAAGAAAAAUAUGAAUAUGUUCUCCUAAUAUUUCAACUUUAUUCACAUAUGACUUUUUCCUCAUAUUAUUUCAAAUUUAUUCUCAUUUUAUUUCGACCUUAUUCGAAAUAAAAUUCACUGUAUUCCCGUAAUCAUUUGAUUUUAUUCUCAUAAUAUUAUGAUUUUUUUUCUUGUUAUUUUAUUACUUUAUUCCCGUAAUUUUAUUUUUUUAUUUUUCUUUAGUUUGGCCUUCGUUCUCCGUUGUACUUAUCUCCUCAACCCCAUGAAAAUGUUUUAUCUACAUUGCUGUGCAAAAGAUGUGCCUUCUAAAGAGUCAGACUUUCAUUUUAUAAAUUAAAUUAAGUUUUAUCAACCCAACAGUGGUGACCCAAAGGGGGGUGAAGAGGAGCCAUGGCCCCCAUUCAAAAAUAUUGGCCACCUCCCUGCCUCCACCCAGAGAAUCAUGUUCAGGCAUCUUUUUUUAAAAUCCAAACAUGUAUCUAAAACAAAAUAAAUAAAUUUAUAAAAUUAAGAAAAUAAUACAUACAUAAAUAUUUUUUAUCUUUCUUUUUUUUAAGCUAUGCCACUCUGAGGUUUUCUUGGGGUGCCACAGCAUUUACACUUUAAAAAAAUAGAAAUAUAGCUUGAAAAAGGAAACAUAAGAUCUAAAAUGACAAUUUAAAUCAGAUAAACUUCAUCUUAAGUUACUUAAAAUCUUUACUUAAAAUGUAACUAUAGCAAUGUGUGAAAGCUUAGCUCCGCCCCUAGACAAAUUAGGAAAGAUUCCACUGAAGUGGGCGGGGCCAAGAAACGUAGGGGUGGAGCUAAGAGAUAGGGGAGGAGCUCCGAGACAGGGGCGUGGCUAAGAGUGAGGAUGAGCAGACUGAGCUGGAAGUAACACUGUUUCUUUUCUUUUUUAGACCCCUGUAGCGACUUUUUUCAAAAUAAGUGACAAAUAUAGAGACUUUUUUUCUGUUGUAGAUUUUUAUGGCGACAUCGCUCUGCAUCUGAAAAAAACAACAACAAAAAUAGUCCAAAAAAGCCUUUCAAUCUACUAACCAGAGUACUUUAAAAGAACACAUGAGUCUGGCUGCUUGGAGCCAAAACAUAAAUAAACUUUUGCACAGACUGACUGUACUCUGGCGCAGCUGAACGUAGUUUAUUUAAGCGUAACUUUCUGUAAAUUACCGAGUUUGGCUGCUUCCUCUCUUUCUGCUCUUAAAAAGGAGCUUUUGAAAAUGUUUCUACUCGUGUUUGCAGAAGGUAAACACUUGGACAGCUCUUAUUAGAAAAAUAUAGGCUUUAAAUGUAACAAUUAGAUUCUCAGUGGUAAUUUCAUCAUGAAGUUAUUCUGCUUGGCACUUUUUUUUUCCUUCCACAUUUCUAGGACCAGUUUAGCUCACAUGAUGCGUUUAUAGCAUUUUCUAUAAGAAGAAAGCAGCUCAAAUCUAAUGUAUUUCACUUUGAUGCUUCACAUGGUUUUGUGCAAACUCUAUAUGGUAUUAUUUUCAUUUUUUGUAUUUUAACUGUUGCUUUUAAUGUGCAGGAGCAAGUUGCAUAAACGAACAUUACAAGCUUUGAUUCAAAGAAGACUGAAUGACUGAUAAGUUACUGACUACUGUACACUGCUCCACCAAUUGUUUGUAUGUUUACUAUUAUUGCAAACAAAUAAAAUUCCUUGACUGUGA